This is a messenger RNA of Nerophis ophidion (straightnose pipefish), 5564 nucleotides long. It is a transcript of the gene ctdp1, whose product is annotated as CTD (carboxy-terminal domain, RNA polymerase II, polypeptide A) phosphatase, subunit 1. Gene Ontology annotation, cellular component: nucleus. Bases 220 to 3069 code for a protein of 949 amino acids. The transcript has 13 exons. Gene Ontology annotation, molecular function: RNA polymerase II CTD heptapeptide repeat phosphatase activity. The record is from RefSeq and is a predicted model, not a curated record. NCBI's taxonomy places the organism in Eukaryota, Metazoa, Chordata, Actinopteri, Syngnathiformes, Syngnathidae.
UCGUGUCUGCAGUGUUUCCACAUCCUGUUUACGGGCGGGAAGAGUGAACGAGGCUGCGUGUCGACAGUGGCUUUAAAUCCCGCACUUUUCUUUUAAUUCCCCCCGCCAGCCUGUCGUUUAAAAGUUUUUAAAUGUUUCUAAAAUCCCAAUUUGUGGCGGGUACACUUUAAACGGACCAUUAGAGGCUAAUAUUUCUGCGUUCGCGCGGCCACGGAGCAGAUGGAGGACCUCCCCGCAGAUUCAGGCGGCGGCGGGGAUACAUCGAGGCUGGGCCCCGCGGUGCAGGUGUCGGAUGUCCGCUACACGUUCGGCACGCACCCCUGUCGGCUCCUCGAAUGGAAAGUCAAGCCUGGCUCUCACGUCAACGUGGACUCCGUGUUGGCGCUCUGCGUCCCCAUCGUGGCGAACAAGCGGGCAGCGCCGACCAGGAUCCCGGAGAAGAAGGUGAAGUCGGACCGCGCGGGGGUGGUGAAGGAGCUGUGCUGCCAGCCCGGACAGGUCAUACAACCUGGGGGUGUCAUCGUCAGAAUAUUAGGAUGCAACCACCCUAUAGUGAUGAAAGGCUUAUGUGCUGAAUGUGGACAAGACCUGACUCAGCUGCAGAGCACAAAUGGGAACCAGCAAACUCCCAUCUCCACGGCAACAGUCUCCAUGGUGCACAGUGUGCCGGAGUUGAUGGUCAGCUCUGAGCAAGCAGAGCAGCUUGGCCGGGAGGACCAGCAGAGGCUGCACCGCAACAGAAAACUGGUCCUGAUGGUGGACUUGGACCAGACGCUCAUUCACACCACCGAUCAACACUGCCAGCAGAUGUCAAAUAAGGGCAUUUUUCACUUCCAGCUGGGGCGAGGAGAGCCAAUGCUCCACACACGACUACGCCCACAUUGCAAGGAAUUCCUGGAGAAAAUUGCCAAAUUGUACGAGUUGCACGUCUUCACGUUUGGGAGUCGCCUUUAUGCACAUACAAUUGCGGGCUUUUUGGACCCUGAAACGAAGCUGUUCUCCCACCGCAUCCUUUCGAGAGACGAAUGCAUCGACCCCUAUUCUAAGACUGGGAAUCUUAGGAAUCUUUUCCCCUGUGGGGAUUCAAUGGUCUGCAUCAUUGAUGACCGCGAAGACGUAUGGAAGUUUGCACCCAACCUCAUCACAGUAAAGAAAUAUGUCUACUUCGAAGGCAUCGGGGACAUGAACGCACCGCCCGGCUCGCAGGAAGCUGUCACAGCCAAGAAAGGAAGCCCACCAUGUCGUCAGUCAGAGAGCACAGAACCAUCAGAGACCCCCGGUGCAGACGAGCACAAUAACGGCCUCAGGAAAAAGUCAGUAAACGAGGGCGCCGCGGCGUCUCUGCGCUCUCAGGGAGUCCCCGCAAAUGAACGGACGCAUCCCGCCGGGCCAGUGCAGGACGAUGCGUUAAGUAAAACAUCAGAGGCUGAUGACGAGGCGUCUGAGGCCACGUCGAAGGAAACUCAGGGCAGUGAUAGCCAAGAAACCAGCAAAGAGGAGAGUGUUAACCGGACAGAUGAUGCUCAGGACACUGUCAACUCUUUAACAGCAAAAGGUGACUCCAAUAAUUUAGACUUUGACCUUUCCAGUGACAGCGACAGCGAGUCUGUAAGAGACAAGACUGUGGCGGACGGCAACAGUGGCGUCAGCCAAGCAAAGACGUCUGAGCACGAAGGAACCUCACAAGAUAUCCAAGAGGAGACUAAAGAUAAAGCUCAAAGCGAGUCACAAACAAAUUCUGAUGUUCUUCUCCCCGAGCUUGGGAACGGCUGCUCAGACAGGAGGGAACCGGAAACCGAGUCGCAGAAUAGCGAACAAUCUGGGGUGACCAUGGGGGAGGAGCUCCUGGACCAGAGCAUGGAGGACGAGGAGGACGAGGAAGCCGACCACGACCAGGACGAUCACCUCAUCUACCUGGAGGAAGUGCUGGAGAGGAUCCACACAGAGUACUACGCCCGCUAUGAGUCCUUCCUGAAGAAGGAGGCGCCUGACACGCCGGAUAUUCGCAAGAUUGUUCCUGAGCUAAAGAGCAAGACCUUAGAAGGCACCACCUUGGUAUUCAGUGGCUUGUAUCCAACCAACUACACGUUUGAGAGGACUCGGGAGUACUACCACACCAAGGCACUGGGAGCAAAGAUCUGCAAGAAUCUGGUUCUUAAUUCCCAGGAACCCAAUGUAACAACGCAUCUCAUUGCAGCAAAAUCUGGCACGGAGAAGGUCCGUCAGGCGUUGGGGUGCCAGCAUCUCCACGUGGUUAACCCUGAUUGGCUGUGGAGUUGCCUGGAGCGCUGGGAGAGGGUGGAGGAGUCGCUCUUCCCUCUAAAAGAGGACUACUCCAAGCAGACACGGAGCAACAGCCCAGCGGCUUUACAAUGGGACACCCGGCAGCAGCCUCAUUUCCAACACCCCGCUCCAAUUCAACACAAACCUCAGCCACCACCUCCCGAGGUGCGAACCUACGACCCCAUCACCGGGAAGCUGAUUCGCAGGGCCCCUCGGGCAUUGCCGUCAGCGCCUUACCUCCAGACGUCGAGACCUUCCCUGUCUGAUCAACAAGAGCAGACGUAUCUCAGGAGAACGCCAAAUAGUCAACAAGACGUGGCAGCGGGGCCCAGCCAGGAUGACAAUUCAUCAGGGCCAACGCGUCGAGAACGUCAGCCGAGCAUGUCAGAAACUAUGCCGCUAUACAUGCUUUGCAAAGAGGAUCUGGAGAGCAUGGAUAAAGAGGUGGAUGACAUCCUUGGCGAGGAGAGCGACAACGAGAGUGAGGGACGAGGGAAAGAGAAAGCUGGUAAUGAGGAAGUAGAGGAAGAACAGCAGCAAGGAGCUGGACCCCUAACAGGAAGAAGAAGAGGAGGAGGUCCUCAGGAGCUGACACUGGGUGAACAGGUCCAAGCGACAACAAGUGGGACUACUGUGUCAAGGGUCAAGCGAAAGCGCGAUGAUGCCAUGGAAGAUGAGGACAAGACUGACGAGUCCUCUAAAGAAGAAGAAGAGGAGGAUGGCAGUUCCUCAGAGGCUGACGAGAUGGCAGCGGCGUUGGAGGCGGAGCUUAAUGACUUUAUGUGACGUGGGACGCUGACAAGCUGUAAUUAUUAUUAAAAGAAGAAUGAAUGUCCUGUACAGUAUUGCUGUGUUUCGUAGCGUUAAUAUUUGUCGUGAUCGCCCUCUCUUUUUUUUCCAGGCGGGCGUCAAUUAUUUUAUUGUGAAGAAAAUAAAUGGUAGGGGAAAAAAAUGAAUAUACUUUUAACUUUUUUUAAUUAUUUAUUUAGAAUAAAGUGGCGUUAAACCUUCUAAAUGUGUCCGCUCAUGCCAAAGAAUUUGAAGUUGUGCAGCUAAAUUUCACUUUUUUGACUUCUCACAUCAUUGUGUACAUACAGUAGAGGACGAUGUCAUGUGAUUUAAUUUUUUUUUUUUUUUUAAACACGCUUCUCGUGCACUUUGACCUUUUUAACUCAAGUCGACCUUUUUCUUGUUCUCAGCUUUUUUUGGACAAAUUACACUGGAGCCAAUCAUCUUUCAUACUUGGUGGUUUUAAAAGCGACAUUCUGCACAGCAGCUUCUACCGCUGGAAGGAAGUGAGGUACAAAUUGACUAUUUGAAGUGAAAAUAUUAACAUUAUUAGGAUUUGUUUUUAUUUUUUACUACAGCUGUUGGCAGUGAUUUGAUGUACCUUUUUUUGCUAAAUCCUUGUGAUGUAUUUUUUACCACAAAUAGGUGUCUUAAUGAAUGGUAGAAUGCAUAUUUGUUUAGGCACUAAGCCAAGGGUCCUUAACCUUUUUGACCUCGGAGCCCAACUUUGCCACUACAGAGGGACCCAGGGCCCACUCAAAUAUUAACUCUGAAAUAGUGAUCUUACUUUUGAUUUAAUUAUAUUCAAUAAUUAUAUUUAACCGACAUACAGUUAAACAGGAUGAACCUUUUCAACCGAUAUGAAACCAUGUGUUAAUCACACAGUUUGUUAUUUAUUAAGGCUUAGGUCAGGCUGAUUGCAAAAAUACAUAUGAAAAUAAAUAUACAAUUACGCAGUGAUAAAAUAAAUACAUUCUUAUUAAGUUAAUGAUAAAUACUAGGGGUGUAACAGUACACAAACAUUUCAGUUCAGUACGUACCUCUGUUUAGAGGUCACGGUUAGGUUCAUUUUCGGUACAGUAAGAAAACAACAAAAUAUAAAUUUUUUGGUUGUUUAUUGACCAAAUUUGUAAACAAUGGCUUUAUCCUUUUAACAUUGGGAACACUAUAAUAAUUCUGCCCACGUUAAUCAACAUUAAACUGCCUCAAAUUGUGGCUCAGAUUAAAUAAAAUUACAAAACUUUUCUUCUACAUUUAAAAAGUGCAACAUAAAACAGUUUCAAGUCAACUCAUCAUGCUUAAUUUAUCACAGCAUUUGGGAAGCCUUUAGUUGACUUUUAUUAUGUAAAUGUUUUUUUUUAUCAACAUGUGAUAGCAGGGACCCUGCCAUUCAAAGCUUUUCUCUCCGUAAAACACACACAGCAAAAUGAGCUAGCAUUACGCUAAAAGCUAAUUAGCCUUCACCUCAAGUCAGAACUGCGAGCGAGCUGAGCUGCAGUUUAAUUUUCUAGAAGGUCAACGGGCUCAUAGUGAUGUUAGUAGUAGUUGACUGGGAGGUGUUUAUUAUCAUUUGGGGAGAGUACGCUGCCUUAUGCUCACCUGCUAAACACUUAUCUGCUUGACGCUAAAGCAUUUACUACAUGUGCUCUGAAUACGCACUGCUGAUUGGCUGUUACCGCUAUGUAUGUAACCAAUUAGAUGAUUGUGUGGGUGGGACAAUGCUGGGUGCUGAGACAGAGGCAGAAUAAUCAAAGCAGAUUGUUAAGACUUUAGCUUAGAAACUCGAUCGGUACACCCCCUACCGAAACGGUUCAAUACAAAUACACGUACCGUUACACCCCUAAUAGUACUAAUAAUAUACAUGAUUCUUAACUAAAUUCUCAAUAAAAUUUAAGUGCAAAUAAAAAUACAGCUUAACCACUUUUGUCAUAUUUUUUGCGCUUCGGAAUCUUCACUACGACUUUAGAUCCAGACUUCUUCUGUUUGUUUAAUACUGCCAUCACUGCCACAAGUGGUGGAAAAGUGUAUUACAACUGAGUACCCAUUUAUUUAUGGCCAACCAGCUAGGGGGCGCUCCCCUUAUGGUUAAAAAACACGGCACUGAGCAAUAUAUUAAACAUAUUUUAAAGCUGUGUAGCAAGAAUCCCUGAAAAACAUAUUUACAACAAAACAUUCUAGGAAGUCUGGGAAAAAAAUGUUGUAUAAAGAAAUCAGCUUAAAAAAAAUAUAUAUAUAUAUUUAUAUAUAGACAUUGGGUUUUGAUAGGUUCCCUCAUUGAGCUACAAUAGAAAUAAUCAUGUUGGGGUUAUCAUAUUCUUCAUUUUCACAUCAACCUUCUCCUGGCUCCAGUAUUAAAUACAGCUGUCAUUUCCUGUUCUUAUUUCACUUUGUACUCGUGUUUUGUUGUGUUUUUUUAGUCACAAACAAAUAGAUUAGAUAUACCAAGAGAGCUACUUUGUCUAAAUAAAGAUCUUUAUAUUGAAAAACAAAAA